Molecule: messenger RNA, 1080 nt
Organism: Megalops cyprinoides (Indo-Pacific tarpon)
Lineage: Eukaryota; Metazoa; Chordata; Actinopteri; Elopiformes; Megalopidae
Gene: fam113
Product: family with sequence similarity 113
Exons: 7
Coding region: 1-1080 (359 amino acids)
Source: RefSeq, a predicted model, not a curated record
AUGAAGUCUAUCAGCCAAAGCCAGGCCAGCCGGCUUCUGCACAAUAAGUUUGUUGUUGUCCUUGGAGACUCCAUCCAGCGCUCUGUCUACAAGGACCUUGUGCUGCUCUUGCAGAGUGACCGGUACCUGACCGUGGCUCAGUUGAAGAGCAAGGGGGAGCUGAGCUUUGAGGAGGACACCUUGGUGGAAGGCGGCAGGCUAGGCACAAUGAACAAUGGGACUGAGUACCGGGAGGUGCGCCAGUUCCGCUCGGACCACCACUUGGUCCGAUUCUAUUUUCUCACCAAGAUCUACUCCCGCUACAUGGAGAGCAUCCUGGCUGACUUUGAGAAUGGCCUGAAGCCUGACAUGGUCAUUGUCAAUUCCUGCGUGUGGGACGUGUCACGGUACGGUCAGAAGUGGGUGUUGGAGUACAGGGAGAACCUGCAGAAGUUCUUUGAGCAGAUGAAGAGGAUCCUCCCCCCAGACUGCUUGAUGGUGUGGAACAUGACCAUGCCUUUGGGCAGCAAGAUCGUAGGGGGCUUCUUAGUGCCAGAGAUCAAGCACGUGGCCCCGACGCUGCGCUACGACGUGAUCGAGGCGAACUUCUAUGGCGCCGCGCUGGCGGACGCGUUCGGGCUGGACGUGCUGGACCUGCACUACCACUUCCGGCUCCGCCUGCAGCUGCGCACCAGGGACGGCGUGCACUGGAACGCCGCCGCGCACCGCCACAUCAGCGGCCUGCUGCUGCGGCACGUCGCCCAGGCCUGGGGCGUGGAGCUGGGCCAGCCCGCCCCCUCCAACCCCGACGCUGUGGUCUCUGCUGCUCCUCUGGAAAAAAGUAGGCCAAAAACGAAGAAGCAGCAGGUCCAAGUGCAGCAGAAGCUCUUCUGCAGCUACCAGCCCCCACGGAUGGACCCCUAUCGCUACGGCGGUGGGAAUUUCGGCGUGCCAUCCUUCGGCUCGAGACUGCCCAAUCCCACAGGGCCAGAGAGCUCCUUUGUAAUGAAGAAGAAAUCUUCCAAACAGCACUACGCCCCUUACACCUGUCAGAAACGACAGCGCCCUCUGCUGACUCUACCCCCCAGCUACAGGUACUGA